Molecule: messenger RNA, 660 nt
Organism: Salmo salar (Atlantic salmon)
Lineage: Eukaryota; Metazoa; Chordata; Actinopteri; Salmoniformes; Salmonidae
Product: protein RD3
Source: RefSeq, a predicted model, not a curated record
AUAUCCAGGUUCCGCCAGGUGGUGACCGAGAACGUGCAGGAGGUGUCUGCCCUUUUCCGCACAGUCGUCCUCGAGGCCUUGGACCGCAUGAGGGAGGAGCAGGAGGCGCAGCGGCUCUCGCGCCAGUGGAACAACAAACGGGCCAUGAGCAUGUCUCUCAUGAACUUCAAGUCACGCGUCAAGAUCAACCCUUUUGGCAGCACCUUGGGCCUGACCUCGACUGGAGGGGGAGGGGAGGGUGUGUGCGAGCUGAAGACGGUGUCAGAAGACGUGGAGAAGGCACUGGAGGAAAGGGCUGACAGGUCCCAGAGGGUGUGGAGCAUGCCCAACUUCAGACACAAAGGGCUGUACGCUACCAAGGCCGUCUGAGCUGGGGAUCCACAGGACAGUGUUGUGGUUCAGUGGAGGAUAGAACGACGCUAGUGAGAGGUAGCCUAUACCAAACCCCUGGAACCUGCCCAGUCUGCUUUGAACAAGAAUGAGGAGAAAUAGGAGACAUGUCUCUCCCAUCCUCUCCUUCAGCAGUGUGGGGUCAUCCACUAUUGAAAGCUUUUGACUUAUGAAUUUGAUAUGGGGAGCUAUGCUAAGGAUAUUUCACAAUGUUUUGACAUUUUCAGACACAUUCUUUGCUGUACCUUUAUUGUAAAUUAUAGUUUCUAA